Rhipicephalus sanguineus (brown dog tick) is the source of this 2952-nucleotide messenger RNA. RefSeq lists its product as uncharacterized. Lineage: Eukaryota; Metazoa; Arthropoda; Arachnida; Ixodida; Ixodidae. Gene Ontology annotation, molecular function: catalytic activity. Bases 1 to 2952 code for a protein of 983 amino acids. The record is from RefSeq and is a predicted model, not a curated record. The transcript has a single exon.
AUGGAGGAAGAAGGCAUCACGUUGUAUGGAGUGGCAGAGACACAUCUUCGGGAUCUAGAGAGGCCACCAGUCAAUCCACUUUGGAACUGGGCGGGCUGCAAUCGAGAAAGUACAGCCCGGGGGGGUGGAGGUGUGGGGUUUCUGUGGCGAGAGGGCAGCACCUGGACACCGAUUGGCAACUCCUGUGCGGAACACACCUGGAUGGUUGGCCACGUGCACGCAACGCCAGUAUUAACGUGUGUAGUCUACCUAGGUGUUGCUCCAAACCAACACUCUGAGAACACCAACAUCGUACACUGCAUCAGACAAGACAUUGAGCGCUGGGGGCACGGUCAUGAAGUGCUGAUCCUAGGCGACUUUAAUGGCCACAUCCAGGAGCUCGACGGUUACACUGACCACAAUGGGAGGCUUUUGUUAGAGAUGACUGAGGAGCUUUCCCUUGAAAUUGCAAACCUCAGAGCAGACUGCGAAGGCACAUAUACGUGGUGCGCACGGGGCCUGAGCUCAUGCAUCGAUUAUGCCCUUGUGUCACCAGGUCUUGGCAAGAGCCUCCGGAAUGUGCAUAUUGAUGAGGAAGGCCAGCACAGUUUGGGUAGUGACCAUAAUCGCCUCAGGCUGCAGUUUGAAGCAUCUCCUUGGCGCCAAAAUGUGAAGAAACACGAGCCUGCUACGCGGUUUCUCCCCGACGCGGCCUACGAGGAAGUGGCCAACGAAUUUGAACUAUGCCCCGGCCGCGAACAAGCAGAUACCUAUGAACAGUACAUUGCCCAGCUCCGCCAGAUCAUGCGGAAACACGAGAAGAUUGUCAAGGCGCGUCGAGGGUUUAGCAGAAAGAGUUGGUGGGAUGGGGAGGUCCAAGCAGCAAUAAAAGCCCGCCGAACCGCCAACCGAUGUCACCGCCAGUGUGUAAAGAGGCCCCACAGCGCGGAUGUCCAGGCGACAUGGCAGGAAUAUCUGCGGCGAAAACGGGAGAUGCAGGCUAUCACACAACGGAAGAUAGCAGAAGCCAACCACAAGACGCUCCACGCAAUCAAGUCUGCAGGCAGAGGAGCAGCGGCCAAAUUCUGGACAUAUAUCUCUCGGCUCGAUGGCAAAGCAACACAACCGGAAAUUCGCGCAGAAUCAACGGGGGACAAGACCACAGAUCUACACCGAGCCCUAACCGACCACCUUCACCAACUGUACGCGCAGCCACACCCCAGUACACAUACUGAACUCCCCUGCCCAGAUGUCUCAGAACCGACUGGCACAGGCCACCAGAAGUGGACAGUGGCAAGGAGCGCCAUUGACAGGGCUAUCUCCAAGAUAGGUGCCCGCACUGCUCGUGGCUUCGACGGCAUUCCUGCAGGGCUGGUGAAACGCCUCGGUGCUGGCGCACGGGCCCAGCUGACCGAUUUCUUCAGUGAAAUCCUGGCUGGUGGCCCUAUACCAAGUGACUGGCUACGUGGCAAAGUAAUCCUGCUCCCGAAAAGGGGGGGAGACCCCGGCCUCCUACGAGACUACAGGCCACUCACAAUCACAAGUGUAGUGUACCGCGUGUUCGCACAAGUUCUCAAGGUCUGGAUGACUACGUGGGCCGAAGAGGGUGGUCAUCUCACGGAGUUAAAGAACGGUUUUCGGCGUGACCGACGGUUGGAGGACAACCUUUUUGUCCUGGCCCAAUGUAUAGAGGUUGCACGAAAGGAGGAACGGGGGCUGGUUGGCUGCUUCCUAGAUGUGUCUAAGGCUUAUGACAGUGUACCACACGAGCUAUUACUACAGCACCUGGAGGCACUUGGGAUGCCGCCCACAUGGACUGGUUUGCUCGGACGCCUGUAUAAGGAUAGCUCUGUUGUGGCCACCCUAAACGGAGCCUACUCGAGUGAGGUGAGGGUGGGAAAGGGAUUAAAACAAGGCUGCCCUCUUUCACCAUUACUCUAUAUGCUAUAUACCGCCGGUGUAGAGCGCAAAAUACUAGCCUCUGGGGUGGGCUUUGUAGUGGAGCGCAUAAGCGAUGGGCUCAAAGAACAGCAAACCUUGCCGGGACUGGUAUUCGCUGACGACAUUGUGCUGCUGGCGGGAAACAGUGGCGACCUGCAGACCCUCGUUACCAGCUGUGCCGAGGCCAUGGCGCCACUGGGACUGCAGUUCAACGCAAAGAAAUCGGCGGUGGUCAACUUCUCUGGCCCGGUGCUUCCUGGUUUGCUGACACUGCCAGGUGGAGGACUGCUGCCCGAAGCACCUGAGUACCGUUACCUCGGAGUGAACUUCUGGGCACAGGUAGACUAUACGGCAAACCAUGAGAGGCACCUGAGACAAACAUCCCAGAGGGCCAGCCAAGUACUCCGUAGGAGGUGCCUGUGGGGUUUCAACCGCCCCAUUAUGGUGCGCAAACUAUGGAAGGCGGUACACGUGCCGGCGCUGACUUUUGCCAAUGCAGUGAUUUGCCCCGCUGCGCCGACCCGGGAGUGGCUUGAACGCAGUCAGCGCGCCGUGGGACGACUGGCUCUGGGCUGCCACGGCAACGUUGCCAACGAGGCAGUCCAGGGUGACCUGGGUUGGUCCUGUUUCGAAGCGCGGGAAGCUCGGAGCAAGCUGUCCUACGAAGGCAGGUUGCGCCUGAUGCAGCCACAUCGCUGGGCACAGCGAAUCUUUAAUUAUGUUCACCGCAAUGACAUCCGCACCAGAUGGUCGAAAAGACUGCAGCACCUCAGCAGGAAACACGGCUUCUACGCGAGCCCUGUGCAGGAGGAGACCGAGUGUAAGUGGUCCAAAGCAGUUAAGGCCCAGGUGCGACAGACGGAGGCUGACACUUGGCGGCGAGACAUGGAGAAGAAGAGUACGCUAAGGAUCUACAGAGAAUACAAACAGGAGAUCCACGUCGAACCUCUCUUCGACAAUAGUGUAGCCAGCAGCCUCCUCUUCGAGGCACGAGCCGGCGCUCAGAACUCUGGCAUACCGCCGGCGCUUUGA